AUGGAAAUCAUACAAAUGUGUGAUCAUACAGAUCAAUCAGUACAUGAACGUUGUUCUGCUAUUAUCAAACGAGUUAGAACCCAAACGGAAACUUGUGAUGAAUUAUCAUUAGAGAAAAAAGAAGCUAUUAUUCAACCAUCAAAACGCCGAUUUUCAUUUAAAGAAAUUGAUUCUAUCAAAACAGCUCGUACAAAAAGUUUUAUUAACUGGCCUCAUUCUACUCCUAGCCGUGAGUCAAUGGCAUCGAAUGGAUGGUUUUCUUGCAAUAUAAAUGAUCGAGUUAUUUGUAUAUAUUGUAAUACUAUAUGUCAACGUUGGACAUCUAAUGAUAAUCCACAAGAAGUUCAUCAAAGACUUGCACCUCAAUGUGCAUUUGUUCUAUCAUUAUCAUCAUCAUCAUCAAAACCUAAACCUUUAGUAAUGGAUCAAAAUAUUGGUGAACCCUUUAAACCACAUCAUGCAUCUAUGUGCGAGAUAUCUCGUCGAUUACAAACAUUUAAUAAUCCUUCUUGGACACAAAGUUCUCCAACUGCUGAUGAUUUAGCACAAGCAGGAUUCUUUUAUUCUGGCAGUGAAAAUACAGUAACUUGUUUUUAUUGUAAUGGAUCAUUACAUAAAUGGAGUGCAAAAGAUAGUCCAAAAGUAGAACAUUGCCGAUGGUUUCCCAAUUGUAUAUAUGCUAGACAUUUCUGUGGAGAUCCUCUUUAUUUUCGAAUUCAAAUGAAAAAAAGUCAACUUACAAAAAAGAAUGAUGAGAUUGAUCAAAAUACUCUUGUUCGUCUUGUUAAUGCAUGA
Adineta steineri is the source of this 795-nucleotide messenger RNA. NCBI's taxonomy places the organism in Eukaryota, Metazoa, Rotifera, Eurotatoria, Adinetida, Adinetidae. The record is from the annotation of a GenBank genome assembly.